UGAAAGUUGCAGAGGAUGACACGACCCGUGGACUGAUGGUACACUUAACUUUGAUAUUGCCACUUAUCAUAUUUGAUUGAUACAUGAAGUAGACGUUAUGAGCCAGGUUGAGGUUGGGCCAGACAAGAAGGCCCACGCUAUACUACUGAGGAAAAGCUCCUCAAAUAAAAUGGCUCUCAAGGAAAAAGUUGUCCAGAUCUACGAGGUCUUUUUUCAGGGAGAGGACCCAUCAGCCGGUAACAGCAAUUUCUGGGAUGAGUUUUUUCUUCUGAAGGUGAACAUUGCUUACAUAGAAAAUGAGUUCGAGAAGAUGUCUGGAGAAGCCUUGCUUGUUUUAAAGGAUAAUUUAAAUAUGUUGUUUUAUCGGGCAGUUGAAACGCUGAAAGAAGAAAAUCCUAUUCGUGUUGUGAAUGCUUUAUAUACCCUCAGUGCUUUGAUCAAUGGCAUUUUCAAGAAAAACCUCGGAGACUUUGGGUUUGAUGUAAUUAACCUGUUAAUUGGCUUUGAUUCUGCUGAAAGUGUUAUGCAGUGUCUUGUGGAGAGUUUGAACGCCAUUCUUACGGGAGAAUAUUCAAUCUCACUGAAACAACAAGUUCUGAAAUUCCUACAAGUCCUCGCGACGGCGGCGGACAAUGUGAGUCAAAACACACUUUUAGAGUACAUCCUCAUCAAUAGUGUGUUUGAAUCGCUGCUACAAAUCCUGAGUAAUUCCAUAUCGAGACAAAUCCUCGGCCACGACGCUGUUCUGCUACUUACUCUACUGGUGCAGUACAGGAAAUAUGAGUCGGCCAACCAGUACAUAGUAAAGCUCUCCAUUGUUGAUGAUGAGUUGGCUCUCACGGGUUAUGCACAAGUCGUCCACAGUGCUCUGUCAGAUUUCAACAACAAGUUCAGAAACAGGAACGCAGAACAACAGAAUGGCUGGUUCUCAGCUCUGGCCUCAAUGGUUGGAAAUAUGUUUGUAGCAGAUGAAAAACAAAUCUCAGGAGUAAGAGCUGACGAUGCUGUUCUCUUGUCCUUAUAUGAAGCCAUUCACCUCAACAGAAACUUCAUCACAGCCCUUACACAUACUCACACUCCAUCAACGCCCACCACACCCCCGUCCUCUCCCACGCUGUCACAGAGUACACCUCCCCUGGAAAAAGCAUCGCCAGCAGAUGUAGCUGUGAUAGAAACAGUUAGUCAGCCAACAAACCUGCUGGUUACCUUCCUCGAGUAUGCCUCCGUUGUCAUGCAAGACACCAAAGACACCACCCGAUACAGCAAUGCCAAACUGUGUUUAGUUAUUCUCACGUGUAUAGCCGAGGAUCAGUAUGCCAACUCCUUAAUGCAUGAUGUCAACAUGAACUUCAGAGUGAACCUUCAUCGAAUGCCUAUGAGACAUAGGAAAGUGAAAGUAGCCAACAACAUCCCAUCCAGACCUUUAGUAUGUGCACUUCUAGAUUUAAUGGUAGAAUUUACAAUGAGUCAUAUGAUGAAAAAUUUUCCAAUUGAGCUGUACCUUCGAUGCCUAGGUAUCACACAGCGAGUCUUGUGUUAUCAGAAGAAAUGUCGGGUGAGACUCCAGUAUCCUUGGAAAGAGUUGUGGACAGCUCUGAUCAAUCUGCUGAAGUUUGUUCUGUCACAUGAGUCUCUCCUGGUGAAGAAACAUACCAACAUAUUCCAUUUAGCUUCAAAGGUUGUGAAUAUCUUCAACUUGUUCAUUACGUAUGGAGACACAUUUCUGCCAAACCCAACAAGUUACGACGAGCUCUACUACGAGAUUGUGCGAAUGCACCAGGUGUUUGACAACUUAUACUCCAUGGCACUGCGAUACACAACGAGUGAGGGAGGCGACAGUAAAGAUCUGGCGGCCAGGCUGACAAACCACCUCCUUAAUAUCAGAGCGAUAAUCAACCACUUUACACCAAAAGUAGAUGCCUGGGCGGCGGAUAAUCAACUCGCUUCUCUGACUGAGGAACAGGUUCUGGAGGUUGUGAAGAGCAACUAUGACUCGCUGACGCUAAAACUACAAGAUAGUCUCGACCAGUUUGAACGCUAUUCGGAAAAACCAAGGGAAAACUCCUUCUUUACUCAACUGGUGCGGUCAAUUGUUCUGGACGUAAGGAAGACUACUGGACAUUAUUUGACCGUCAAACAGCAUGAUGUCUUACAAGAUGUGGUGGCCCUGUCCGAGUAAUGACCUUGGGUUUCUGUGACCUUGUAUUGACCUUGUGUCUCUGUGACCUUGACAUUCCAAUGCUCUCUGCUGUUAUAUUAGCAUAAUAACAAUGUAACCAACAUUCGUCUUUCAUCAGGUUUUCUAUAUGUAAUUUAUUUAGUCCAAGAUACAGAAUUGUACUAUGAUAAAAAAAAAGAGUUUUAUUACUUUUAGAAUUUAGUAAAUUGCAAUAUUAGAAAUUAGUAUUCAUUUCUCAAGUCCAGUGACCCAAAACCAAAACUUUGACACAAAAAAUAGAAUGCUUGGGUAGUUGUAGGACAAGGAAAUAGCAUUUGUUAGUUUGUUUGGGUGAAAUUUAGUGGACAUUGGCGGGCUCAUUACCUGCAAUGAGCUUAUUGCUGGAUAGAUAGGUUAAAAAACAGUAUGAACUUUUCUUCAAAUGUAGUGGAAUCAAAUGAAAAAGGACAUCAGAGAAUAUAAUAGACAGUAUGAUAGAAACUUUGAGGGAAGGGGUAGAGGAGGGGGGUAUUAAGGCAAAAUGUAGUAUAUAGAUAUUUAUUUAUAUAGAACAUGUGCUCUGAUUGGUUACAGCGAUAUACAAAGGAAGCAGUUCUGGAUGACCGAGCAGCAAUCUGUUUUUGUCUCGUCUUGUGUAUGUAUGGAGCAGAGAUGGGCACGAAUGUCAAACUGUCUUGAGUGCAAUACCUGUACUGUAUAUACAGUGUUAUUAUUUGCCAAAAUAGUGUAAAUAUGGAUGUAUAGAUAUGUAUUAAUAGAUUUGGUACUAAGUUAUUCAUGUAUAUUUAUUUGUGUAUAUGAUAUUUAAUAAAUGUUCUUUAAUAUAUUCUACUACAACUUAAUCUGUUUUAGGUGAAAGAAUUUAUUGUUUAUUUUCAAGGCUCAAUUAAUGUCUAUCGAGAUUUGAUAUCCAGAAGCUUUUUUAGCUAAAGGAAUACAAGUUAAAAUUUUCAAUUAAUGUCAAAUGUGUUUUAAAAUGUGAAAUAAGGUAAAUAUUUCACGAUAUAAGAAAGCAUAUACCCAGUAAUAUUCAGAAAUCUAAAAUAAUUUCAGAUAGAGAAAAACAUAUAGUAAUUCACUUUGAUAUCGGAUUAACAACUGUUUUUGUUGCCGGAUAAACAAAAAAAAUCAAUACCCCCCCCCAGACUGAAACAUAUUUGGUGAAUUUGAGUAUUUUUCACAACUUAAGUUGUUUGUUUACUGGUUCCAAGCAUUGCCUCAUCGGAGGGUCCCUUAUAUAAAGUGCAGCUUGAGUACAUUUUGUUUGGUGCUGAAUUACCUAUUCACAUGUAGUCCCAGUAAAAUUAGGCUUCGAUCACAUUUGUAUGGUUUUUACACUCCAUAGAUACUGAUCAUUAUAGAUGUAUAUACUUUGUGUAAAUAUAAUGGGUGUAUGCAUGGUUUGCAUGAAUACAAUUAAUCUAUAUGUAAAUUAUUAAAAUUCAUGGGCUAUUGUUUUAGUUCAAAAUGCAGUAUGUUGUAAACUUACUGUACACAACUGUGACCACAGUAUUACGGUAUAUAGGAUUUUCUAUCAAUUAUCCACUGAAGGUUAUAAGGGUAUGUGUUAAAGAUGUUUGGGUGAUGAUAUGUUAAUAUUUAAAUGUUUAAGAUAUUUGUUGUGUUUUGUAUGAACUAGUUUUUUCCCUUAAAUCUUGUAUCCUUCCAGAAUGAGAGAUAAUUUAUUGGCAUGGUUAGAUUUUGUGAAAUGCUAAUUGAAUAUGACUUGCUCCUGGUUCCGAUAUACUGAAUAUUAGUGUUUGUGUGGGAAUAUUUUUUAGAUUUGAAGAUCAAGGUCAAAUCUUUCCUUUAAAACUGAAAAUUGUUUUCUAUUAAAUUACUCUUAAGUAUUUUGUGUCUAAUGAAAACAACAUAAGCAUUUGAAAAAUAAAUUAUUUUAUUGCCAAGUAUUGUCAAAGACUUAACUACCAACUGAUUUGAAUUGAUUGAAUAACAAAGAUUUACUGAUAAUUUAUGUGUAAAAUUAGAGUAAAAUAAUGCAGUACUAGUCAUGUUUGUUUGACUACCCAGUUAUUUCCCAUGCAUGUAUUUAACUACCUAGUUAUUUCCCAUGCAUGUAUUUAACUACCUAGUUAUCUCCCAUGCAUGUAUUUAACUACCUAGUUAUCUCCAUAUAUUACAUGUAUUUAACUAAGUAGUUAUCUCCCUUGUAUAUGUUUGUAACUUCCUCUGUACCAUGUAAUUGGCUUUAUAAGGCCAUUUUCGUUUUUGUGGUCCAAACGGUUAGUCCAGUUGGACCGAUGUUGUUCAUUUAUGAAAUAAAGACGGGACCUAGUGAUUUUAUAUUGUUUUCAGACGAGUCUUGACAAAGACUUGCCAGGCCUGUAUUAACAUGUUCAGGUCCGUCAAGAUGUAUGUUUGAAAUAUUACAUUUAAAAACUGUCGAACCGAUUUGUCUGCAUCAACGGACAGGCCCCAUGUUUGUAACUUCCAAGUUAUCUCCCUUCUAUAACUACCAUAUUUACCUCCCUUUGUGAAAAUCCUUAUGAAUACAAAAACUAUGGUAUCUUAUGUCGGAAAAAAGAACGUCUAGUGGAAUUAUCCAUCAGAUGCUUAGAAAUAAACGUUUAAAACUUGU
This is a messenger RNA of Pecten maximus, 4778 nucleotides long. Its product is annotated as armadillo-like helical domain-containing protein 3. Lineage: Eukaryota; Metazoa; Mollusca; Bivalvia; Pectinida; Pectinidae. The record is from RefSeq and is a predicted model, not a curated record. The transcript has 26 exons. Bases 98 to 2179 code for a protein of 693 amino acids. Gene Ontology annotation, cellular component: cytosol. Gene Ontology annotation, biological process: regulation of Golgi organization.